Nymphaea colorata (pocket water lily) is the source of this 2958-nucleotide messenger RNA. Its product is annotated as regulator of nonsense transcripts UPF3-like. The transcript has 12 exons. The record is from RefSeq and is a predicted model, not a curated record. Lineage: Eukaryota; Viridiplantae; Streptophyta; Magnoliopsida; Nymphaeales; Nymphaeaceae. Gene Ontology annotation, biological process: nuclear-transcribed mRNA catabolic process, nonsense-mediated decay; positive regulation of translation. Bases 337 to 2112 code for a protein of 591 amino acids. Gene Ontology annotation, cellular component: cytoplasm; nucleolus. Gene Ontology annotation, molecular function: mRNA binding.
UUCCUUGUCUCUCUCUUUCGUAACCGUCAACUCUUCCUCGUUCUGCUUCCCCUGAACAAGACUCAUCAAUAGUUCAGAGGGGCACACGCCCUCCCUCAUUUUGUAAUAUGGUGUCUAGCGAUCGAGCCUCAGGUUGACCACCACAUUCUUGUUCUUCUCCUCUCUUGCUCUUCCCCCACCCCUUGCUAUAGUCGUUUUGAGUUGCUCCUUGCAAUCCGUAAGAUGUGAAACCCGCGGAAACUCACAUUCACAUCUCGCAAUUUCUUUGAUACUCGCCCCUCAAGUUUGAGAAUUGGUUUCCACGAAACCUUGUCCUUUAGUAGGCGUCGCGCGCACAUGAAGGAUCCGCCAGAUCGCACCAAGGUGGUGCUCAGGCACUUGCCGCCGUGGAUCUCCCAGGCUCUGCUGAUUGAGAAGGUUGACUCCGGCUUCACCGGCCGGUACCGGUGGGCCGCCUUUCGCCCCGGAAAAAUCAGCCAUAAGCACAUGCAAUGUGGUCGAGCUUAUAUUGAUUUUAAAAGACCUGAAGAUGUUCUAGAGUUUGCUGAGUUCUUUGAUGGUCAUGUUUUUGUUGAUGAGAAAGGCACUCGGUUUCAGACAGUUGUUGAAUAUGCUCCUUCACAACGUGUUCCAAAGUCAUGGUCGAAAAAGGAUGGUCGUGAAGGGACCAUUUUGAAAGACCCAGAAUAUUUGGAGUUCCUAGAAAUGCUUGCAAAGCCAGUCGAGAAUCUUCCAAGUGCAGAGAUACAGCUUGAAAGAAGAGAAGCAGGACGAGCUAGUGGAGCCAAGGAGACACUCAUCGUUACUCCUCUUAUGGAGUUUGUGCGACAGAAAAGAGCUGCCAAGAAUGGGUCUCAGAGAAAAUCAUCCAAUGGCAAGCUUGGUGGACGAACUGGUCGAGUUUCAAGUGCUACUUCUCAUAAGAGAGGGCCUGAUAAAAGAAGGGUCUCAACUCCCGUGUACAUUUUGAGGGACAAUUUUAAAGUUUCGAGUGGUAAGGAUAGAUCAAGUUACACUGUGAUGGCAAGAAAGGAUGAGCAGGCUUCAGGCAAUUCUGGUGCCGUGCAAAUUACUGGAUCAGAACUAUUAGAAGAUGAUGGUGGUGCAUCUGAACAUGUGGAAACUGGAAAGCAGAAAGUUUUACUUUUAAAGGCGAAAGAGAGAGAAGCUUCUAAUGGAUCUAGUGCACAACGAACUGUGACUUCUGAAAUGAAGAACUCAGCUGGCUUGAUAUCUUCCAAGCUAAACUACAGACGUGAGUUUAGUGGAAGUGUUGUCAAAAGUAUACUAUCAAAGAAGGAGGUACGACAACGUCAACAGCAACCUGCACCUGCCAAGGCUGAGCAGCAAAUGCAACCAUCAGAUCUUGGGAAGGAUAAGCGUCCACCUCGGCCUUCUCAUUCAGGUCCAAAGGAUCUUUUUUCCAGCAAGGGAUCAUCUGCUUCUUCAUUAGAGUCUGAUACUAAAAGAUCUUUGAAUGAGAGGACUCCUGCCAGUGAUUCACAUGGCGUUAGGCUUCCAAAUGACAAGCCUGGAAGAAGAAUUAGAAACAAGGAGAGACCCGAUAGGGGAGUCUGGGCUCCUUUCCAUCACCCAGAUGCAGUGCUGAGCUUGACAACUGACGAUUCUCUGACUUUGUCUGGUUUACCUAGACAUCUACCAACUGCAGUUGUUGAUAGCGUGCAUGUACCAAAGCAAGUUGUUCCUAGUAAACAAGGAGUCAAUGGUUUGGAGGCUGAAGAUGGCGUAGAUGCUCACCGAUCUUUCCCCACUGGCAAGCACCGACGCCAAGACAAGGGAAUUCAUAAUGCCCGUUUAGGACAUGGUGCUUCAUCAUCUCCUGACCUUUCACUUGAUCAGUGUGAGACAAAAGUUGAUGCUUCAGGGGCAAACUGGAGUGGAACACCUAGGGUCCAAGAGGCUGGACGUGGUAGCGAUGUGCUUAUGGAGAAUGGUUCUCACAGAUGCAGUCGCCGUGCCGCAAUACAAGGGUCAAAAGAAGCUGAUAAUUUGCCCAAUCCACUUGAUGGAAAGCCUUCAAAGAAAGGUUCUUCUGGAUAUUGGAUGCAUGAGAAGCAAAUAUGGGUCCAGAAAUCUGAAACAGGUUCUUAAUAUUAUAAAAGGAUUAUCAAAGCAAGGGGGUCUAACCUUGCCUUUUCCAAAAUUUCUGGGCUUCUUGUGUCAUAAGCCUGUGAUGGUUUCUGGCACACAAUACAUGGAAUUGCUGUGGCAGAUUGGGGUUCAAGGAAAAUUCCUUUACUGUUAAAUGAAGACAUCCUCUUCAGACGUGAGAAGUUUCGGAUAACAGAUGGCAAAAGGUCUUGUAGAUUGCUUAUAGAAUAUUCGUUAAGCUGGUUACUGGAAUGGGAAUUUGGAUUUGCUCUUGGUCUUUGGUAUUAGGAAAACAUACAAAGAAGUGGUUGUUCCUGCAUGGAGAUUCCAAUGGAAAGUCCCAAUCUAUGCCUUUUGAAGUUUUAAAGAGUUUGUUUUGGGUGCUGUACAGUUCAAAGCAGGUUUAGUUUUUUAUCAUCUUGUUCCAUUCCUAGCAGCCUAACUAUGAUGGAUCUGAGUGGCAUGUUUCCAGUUCAAGUUAACUGUUGCAUAUACUGAAUCAGCAGAUGCCGUGUUUCCCCACCUCGGAUAUGGACAACUUGGAAAGCCUUGUAACAGUGAGAACUUGUUAAGCCAAACAGUAAGUGUUUUGAAUUGCGUUCAGUGUAAAGAGCAGCAGCGCCUUUGCCAGAAGAGUUGGUGCCUGGUCUGUGUAUUAACUUGAUGGCUUGGUUAGCAUUUUGGUGCAGUUUUUUGGGCGCUUCUGGUGUGGCCAAAUGGUAAUUUUCUAGUUAUUGUAAGGUUCUUCAGGUAAUGCUGUAUAUUUUUGUCAGCGGCCUGACAAGGCUUACACUAAGCCGUUUUGAUAUCCGUAUCUAAUCAAAUUUAUUUUACUGUUGUUGAUAA